This is a messenger RNA of Symbiodinium sp. CCMP2592, 516 nucleotides long. The record is from the annotation of a GenBank genome assembly. NCBI's taxonomy places the organism in Eukaryota, Dinophyceae, Suessiales, Symbiodiniaceae.
AUGGCACCCGGGCCACCUCCGCCGCCAGAGACAAUCAGCUUCCAUGGCUGGGCAAGGCUGCACGAGUCGUCCUUCUUGCUGAAGGUCCAACAGAGUACUGGGUUCCAGCGACUCAUUGGCAACUACAGCAAGCUCUUCAGUGUGCCUCUGGACGACGACAAUCUGCAAAGCUUCGCGGAGGAUGUGUGCCGCUGCUGCCUCAGCGAGGCAGACGAUGCGAUGUUCAACUCCGCAUCACUGGAAGCGGCCCUUCAGGAGGUGGAGCAUUACAAGCAGAAGCUGAAUCUUUGCAACUUGUCAGCCAUGAAGCAGAUCGCAGCCAUGCGCGACGGCCAUGAGUCCGAUAUGCUCAAGGACGACACCAUCGUUUUUCAUGAGCCGCUGCACUACAUGGACGAGGAGCAGCAGAAGUUGGUUCUUGCCGUAGUCUGUGACAAGCAUCUCGGAGCCGGAAUGGGGCGGAAGAUGACCCCUGUCAUGUUACCUAACAUUCCCGACUACGCGCAGCAGAUUUAG